Paramuricea clavata is the source of this 769-nucleotide messenger RNA. The record is from the annotation of a GenBank genome assembly. Lineage: Eukaryota; Metazoa; Cnidaria; Anthozoa; Malacalcyonacea; Plexauridae.
AUGUCUACUGCACUGCUUGUGUACACUCCAGAUGUGCCUUUAGAAGAUCUUCACCUCGCUGAUUGUGAAAUCCUACCAACUAAACCAUUUCACGAUAUAGGACACCACAUCGAAAAUGUUUUUACAGAGUUGCCACAUUAUCUAGAGGACAAAGAGAGACAGGUUUCUGAAGAUUGUGUUAAGACGUGCCUGGAUGGGAAAGACAGUAUGCGUGUGGGGUUGACUACCGAGCAAGACUACUAAAAACAACAACGUACACGCGGCAAAAUAAAUCUCUUUCUGACACACCUUGUUUAAUCCUGGAAACACUUUCAGAAAUGCAACGAAUUUUCUACUGUGAAGAAGAGAAAAGAAAUCCAUGCCUGAUCCUGAGAUACUGCAACCAAUCCUGGUACCAUGCUAUUCUCCUAAAGCUCCUACUCAAACAUAAAAAAAAAUUACGAAGCGCAAAUUGUUUGGUGUGUAUUUCCAUGAUCUCACAGCCCAUGCAGGUUGCAUGUUUUGCCUCGUGUCAGGACAAGCAGCCAAUGCAGAAGAGGAAGAAAGACUGUUCCAUCACAUCAAAAUCAUUGCAAAGAGGACAAGCAACUACAGCAACGACCAAGUCAUCCCCAAUAUCAUGGUAUGCUUACAAGCAGAGAAGAAGAUGGCACAGAGAGAAGAUGCUUCGAAACAAGAUGCACAUAUCAGCACGCUAUCCAAAGCCCUCAGUCCUCUCCGAAAUACCCGAAUUCCAAUUUCCAUCAUAAAGAGAUUUGAGAGAGAAUGA